Messenger RNA from Xenopus laevis (African clawed frog), 5794 nucleotides. RefSeq names its product arf-GAP with Rho-GAP domain, ANK repeat and PH domain-containing protein 1-like S homeolog (gene arfgap1l.S). The transcript is spliced from 36 exons. Gene Ontology annotation, biological process: signal transduction; regulation of cell shape. The coding region runs from base 130 to 5100 and encodes 1656 amino acids. Gene Ontology annotation, molecular function: GTPase activator activity; phosphatidylinositol-3,4,5-trisphosphate binding. Gene Ontology annotation, cellular component: cytoplasm. The record is from RefSeq and is a predicted model, not a curated record. NCBI's taxonomy places the organism in Eukaryota, Metazoa, Chordata, Amphibia, Anura, Pipidae.
AGAGAGAGAGAGAGAGAGAGAGAGAGAGAGAGAGAGAGAGAGAGAGAGAGAGAGACUGCUCCGGAUCAGCAGUGAGACAGCUGCACAAGGUCUCAGGUCAGUGAUGAAGUGAACAUUACCUGACUGAAGAUGUCGGAGGGGCCCUGUUUCAUAUCGGAGUGGCUCCACACUCUCAAGCUGGAGCAGUACCUGGAGCUCUUUGAGGAACAUGGUUUGUACACAGUUGCAGACUUAAGGGCCCUCAGUGAUGAGGAACUGACCAAAAUAGGGGUUAUGUUGCCCGGACACCGGAAGCGCAUUCUUGGAUUUCUCCAAAAAUCCAUGUCUUUGGAAUAUCCAACAGAAGAGGUGGCGUGUAGACCAGUGCCCAUGAAAAGGAAUGUGUUUAAAGGUGGUACCACCAGCAGUAACCAGGCAGUGCCUCCCUCUGUGCCCAACAACUGGGCGUCUUUAGAGGAUUCUGAGCAAAGAGGACAGAUACGGGUGCCGCCACCCAUCCCCCCAAGAAAGGGAUGUGCUCCUCCUUUCAAAUUUUCCAUCACUCCUCCCAGUAGCACCUCCCCACUGCUACUCCAGGACUCCCCACCAUUAGAAAAGGCCGUGUGUCCACCAGCUGUCAAUCUUCAAAGCACUGAAUCCAAAUCUCAUCCUGAGGAAAAGCAGGUUGAGGGGAGUGUCCAAUUGGUAGCUCCACCCCUGCCCGCCAAGCGUCAUAAGGUAGAGAACAAGAGUCCAAGCAAGAGCCCCCCGUCUUUACCAGUGUGCCCUCCUGUGGUGCCUCCAAGGACUCACGUCACUCUCUUGUCCAGCAGUCCUCCUUCCGAAGCUAAAGGAAAAGCUAUUGAAGAAAUUCCAGACGUCUUUCCUAUUAUUGCCCCUAAACCCUUUCCCAAAGUUCCACCUAGAGAUCUUCCUCCAAAACAAGUUGCACCAAGAGAGGUUCCACAACCACCCAGAGAGGUUCCACAACCACCCACAGAGGUUCCACAACCACCCACAGAGGUCCCACAACCACCCACAGAGGUCCCACAACCACCCACAGAGGUCCCACAACCACCCACAGAGGUCAUAAUUCCACCCAGAGAGGUCAUAAUUCCACCCAGAGAGGUCAUAAUUCCACCCAGAGAGGUCAUACCACCGGUCAAAGAGGUACUGCCAAAAGAUAACCCAUCAGCACCCAGAGAGGUCAUAUUGCCACCUAGGGAGGUUGUACUACCAACCAGAGAUGUUGAACUAUCAUGCAGAGAUGUAAUUCCACCAACCAGAGAAGUCAUACCAAUAUCCAGAGAGGUUGUACCACAACCAACAGAGAUCACGCCAGCACCAAGAGAGAUUGUACCACCACCAAGAGACUUUGUGCUACCACACAGAGAGGUCACACAGGUACUGAGACCACCACCUAGAGAAGUGAUUCCCACUCAUCUGAAACCAGAGCCUGCCGAGAGGGAUUUAGGGACGCUGUAUGAAAUGACUGGGGAGAUUGAUGGCGUUAUCCUCACCGGGUUCUAUAGUUUAAAGUCCAGCAACUUGGUGAGUGAUGAUGAGCAGAUUGAUGAUGCGUCGGAUUACGAGGAUACUCCAUCCAUUAUUCGGAGUGACAGUGACAUCAGCGCUUGCCAGUCCAGCAGUUCCCUUUCCUCGGGGGUCUCCAGCACCCACAGCUACAGCGGCAGUAUGGACGAUACCAACUCCACUCAGCACUCGGUGAUUAUCAAAACUGGGUGGUUGGACAAGAACCCGCCGCAAGGGUCGUACAUUUUCCAGAAGCGAUGGGUGAAGCUGGACCUGGAUUAUCUCCGAUACUAUGAAAGUGAAAAGGACAUGUAUUCUAAUGGCUUCAUCAAAACCAAUUUCAUAUCUGAAGUCACUCCCUGCGGGGAUCAGAAAUUUGAAGUCAGAACCUCUAACCGGGACUUUGUCUUCCGGGCUGAGAGUGAUGCGGAUCGAAAUGACUGGGUGAAAGCCUUCAAGCAGGUGGUGCAGGAGAAGCGGAACCGAUUAUCUACUUACCAGCCAGUGGCCGCGAGCUCUGUGGGUGCCGACAAGAGUGGCCUCCUGGAACUGAGAGGAUUUAGGAACAAGGUGUAUGUGGAGGUGGUGAUGGAUAAGGUGUUCCUGUACAAGAGCGCCGAGGAUCGUGCGUCCGGGGUCGGAUUAAAGUUCAUUGAUAUGAACCUCGGCAGUGUGAAGGAUUGUGAUAGGAGGAGCUUUGACCUGACAACUCCUUACAAGACUUUCAGUUUCUCGUCAGACAGUGAGUCGGAGAAGGCUGAUUGGGUGGAAGCCAUGUUGCAGUCUAUCGGAGAAGCACUUUCCAACCUUGAAGUCGCCCAGAAGAUCUGGUCGGUAGAAGGGAACCGGCGCUGCUCCGACUGUAAUGGGUCCAAUCCAGACUGGGCCUCCAUCAACCUGUGUGUAGUGAUGUGCAAGCGAUGCGCGGGGGAGCACCGAAGCCUCGGGCCAAACAUCAGCAAAGUGCGGAGUCUCAAAAUGGACCAUAAAGUUUGGACACCGGAGCUGAUAGAGCUCUUCCAGAAAGUGGGAAAUGCGAUAAGCAACAGGUUCUGGGCGGCCAAUGUGCCCCCCAGUGAAGCCAUUGAUGUGACGAGCAGCACGCAGGAGAGGAAAAAGUUCAUCUUGGCUAAAUAUCGGGAGGGAAAGUACCGGCAGUAUCACCAGCUCUUUGGAAAUCAGGCCGAGCUCGACAAGGCUCUGUGUGCCGCAGUGACCACGAGUGAUCUGGCCGAGACUCAGGCAUUGUUGUUCUGCGGGGCAGAUGUGAACUGCAGCACCUGUGACCCCGCUUACCCGACCCCCAUCAAAUUGGCGGAGCAGGCGGGACAGAGGCUGCAAACGGAAUUCCUGAUGCAGAACCGAAUGUCGGAAAUCCCUCGCCUAGAGCUGGGGACCAACAUAGAGAAGGAAUAUUAUGUUGUGCGCCCCAACAUCACCCACAAUGGCUUCCUGCACAAAACCUCAUCUAUGAACCGAUUGGUCACCGAAAGAAAGUCCAAGGAAGAGUUCAGCCGGCGCUGGUGUGUCCUCAGUGAUGGGGUUUUCAGUUACUAUGAGAACAACCUCAGCUCCACUCCCAAUGGCGAGAUUAAAAUGGGGGAGAUUGUGUGCGUUGCGGUGAACCCUACAGACACUCAUGGGUUCGAAAGCACUUUUGAAAUUUACACCCAGUCGGAGCGUCUCUAUCUGUUUGCGGCAGAAACCCCAGAGGAAGCCAGAGAAUGGGUGAAAUCCAUCACUAAGUGUUUCCUUCCCCUUAGAGCCGAGGAGCUUCUCAGUUACGACUUUGACCGGAUUGGGCGGCUGCAGUACAAGGGGGGGCUGAGCCUGGAGCGCACCACCAUCGGCUGGUUCUCCCUCUAUAAGACCAAACUCUACAUGUAUCUGGAGGACGGGGACACGGUGGACGUCAUUCACCUGAAGAAGCUGUCGGAACUCUCGAUCAAGGAUAAAGAUAUUCUGGUACUGGUGGCCAAAGGCAGGAUAACAUAUAUUCUGGCAGCCAGGAAGUUGGAUUUUUCUGGCUGGGUGAAUGCGAUCCAGAAGGCGAGUAGCUCCACGGGGGAUACGUUAUCAGAGCAGCAGCUGACGGGUUCCGACGUUCCUGUGCUGGUGCACAAGUGCAUUGAUCACAUAUCCCAGUUUGGUAUGGCCUCAGAAGGGAUCUACAGGAAGAGUGGGCAAACCUCUAAGACUACAAGCCUCCUGGAAGCCCUGAAGAAGGACGCACGCACAGUGGUGCUCAAAGAAGAUGAACAUCACGUUGAUAAUGUCUCCGACACCCUGAAGAGGUUCUUUAGGGGACUGGAGGAGGGAAUCUUUGGAGAACACUGUCAGGACUGGUUAAAUGUACCAGGAAUAGACGACGAGUGCAUGAGAUUUGGAAGGUACCAGGAACUUCUGCAGAACCUGCCCCAAGUCAACAGAGCUACUCUCAAAGCACUAAUUACUCACUUAUACUGCAUUAAGCACUUUUCGGAUGAGAAUCAAAUGAACGUCCAUAACUUGGCCAUUGUGUUUGGCCCCACGCUCUUCCAGACGGACGGACAAAACUACAAGCCGGGACGUGUGGUCGAAGAUCUCAUCACCUACUUCCGACCCAUAUUUGGAGUCAGUGAGCAGGAGUUGCAGAAGCAGCUGAAUGUCAUCAAGGCCAUCAUCAAACUGAGAGACACGGGGAAACCCAAACACCAGAGCCCAGCUUUUAUCUGCACGGUUUAUCUGGAAGAGAAGGGUAAGAAAUCAGAACACAGCGUGCAGAUUCCCGCCAACAUGUCGGCAGAAGAGCUGACAAAGACGGUUCUUGGGAUGAGGGGCAUCCACAGCGAGGCGACUGAUUACUGGGGGUGCUCCGAGGUGGACGAGAUUGAGGAGACAGAGCGGCCCCUGCACUUCUCUGAGAAGGUUCUGCACAUCUUCCACUCCGACCGGGCCAACUGCAACCUGGUUGUAAAGAAGCACGAACACAUGGACGCCAUGCUCACGUAUAUCAACAGCCGAGUGGGAGAUUCCAAGAAUGGGCCGAUAAAGUUCCGCGAGGAGAAGAGCCUCCUGGGCUUCGGUGUUGCCUUCCACGAGCGAUACUUCAUGCUGAAUAGCACCAUGUUGCGCAUGUACAGGGAAAUACGGAGCGGCAGGCGGGCGAGUCUGUCUGCGGAGAGUGAGAGUCACCGGGCGGAGAAGGAGUGGCCAAUGAAAAACCUCACCAUUUAUUUGGGCAUCAAGAAGAAAAUGCGUCCGCCCAGCAGGAAUGAGAAGUGUAAGUCUGACAAGAAUGACAAGCAGGAGAAGACACAAUGCCUGGGAUUUACUGUUGUGUAUAAGAAUGACAAGCAGGAGAAGACACAAUGGUACCUGGCCUUUGAUACUGAGAAAGACAUGAGGGAGUGGUUUGCGGCAUUAACCUUUGUUCAGCACGGCAGUCUGUGGCCAGAGGAGGGGGCUAUACUGCGGCCACUGAGGACAAAUUUGGAGACCAGGCUGGGGAACAUGUCCCUCAUCCCUAUACGAGGCAACGAGAAUGACAUAAGGAGGAGCCUGUCACAAUUAACCAUAGAUCCAGUCUCCCUUCUCGGCAAUGUAUGAGGCCAGUGGGACGAGUCAGAGCUCAGACUUUGUGUAUAAAGGAAUGAGCCCCACUCCAGGACUUCAGAAGGUCAGUGUCGGAAGGAAUAAGGGAGAAUAAAGUGGAAUCAGCGGAAUCCUCAAAAGUCACUGGAAACUCUGGGACUCGCAUUUUAACUCGCAUUAGAACUGGACCUGUGUUCGGAAUCUACAGAAUCAAGUAUUUGAAUCCAAAUUGCACAGUAAUGUCCUGCCCUCACUGUGGGAUCCUUUGUGGAAAUCUGUAAAUAAGCCACGAGAUUUGCCCCAGGACUUUCACAUGCCCGGGCUACUGGUCCAACGCGGGUUUAGGAAGACGAUAUGAAGGGACAGGUGACCUUGAUCCAACUGGAGACGUCUCUUAGAGUUGUAGGGGACACUGUAUAAUAUAUGUGUACGGCUGAGGGGCCAAUGGGGUCCUUCUGUGGGGCCAUCAAGCUGGGAGCAGGGGGACCAACCUGGAACUUCCGUGGGGGCGUGGCCUGGUCUUUGAGGACAAAGUGCCUUAUUUUAAGAGGAUCGUCAUUGGGAGACUUUUAGGCAAUGGGCCCUUUUAGGGCGGAGCCACAUUUGUCGCAAUUGCUCAGGACAUUUACGUACAAUGAUGAUCUGCAGCACUUCUUUAUCUUCUUUAUCUUCUUUAUCUUCUUUUCUUUAUCUUCUUUAUCUUCUUUUC